Molecule: messenger RNA, 622 nt
Organism: Danio aesculapii
Lineage: Eukaryota; Metazoa; Chordata; Actinopteri; Cypriniformes; Danionidae
Exons: 2
Coding region: 29-490 (153 amino acids)
Source: RefSeq, a predicted model, not a curated record
CAUCUGCUGUAUCCCGAACACUGGCACAAUGAGACUCCUCGGGAUAACCCUGCUGCUCUGCACAAUACAGAGUGGAUCAGUGAAGGCCUUCAGCAGCCUUAACGUCGGCUCUAAAACAUCUACAAACUCUUCUUCGUCCUCCAAUAUCGGUGUUGGUGUUGGCGUCGGUGUUGGCGUUGGUGUUGGUGCAAGCGCCACUACAUCAGCUGGAGUGAACAGCAGCACUACGAUCACUGCGUCUCCGAGUCCCAGCAGCACCACGGUCCAGUCCAGCAGAUCACCGCUCACCAGCACCCCCUACAGGACCACAGAGAAACCCAAUCCAGGCCCUGGCCCCGCCUCACCGCCUGGCCCCUCCCCACCGGGCCCCUUCUCCACAGGAUCCUCCCCCAGCUCCACCUCCAGGCCUCCUCAUGGCUCCGCCUCCACUUUCCAUCUGCACCUCCACCUGUCAAUCACUGCCCUGCUCAUCACAAUGCUCAUUAAUUAAUCAAUAAUCAAUCACUUCAGCCAAUAUUCAUCCUAUAAUUAACCUCUCUUAACUAUAAUCAGAGCUGGCGGAUUAGUGAUGUCCUGUAAUCAGUUACUAAUUACAUGAUCACAUUUGUAGUCAGUAAUAUGA